Messenger RNA from Musa acuminata AAA Group (dessert banana), 3553 nucleotides. Its product is annotated as receptor-like protein kinase FERONIA. Bases 710 to 3379 code for a protein of 889 amino acids. Gene Ontology annotation, molecular function: ATP binding; transmembrane receptor protein tyrosine kinase activity. The record is from RefSeq and is a predicted model, not a curated record. The transcript is spliced from 2 exons. Gene Ontology annotation, biological process: protein phosphorylation. Lineage: Eukaryota; Viridiplantae; Streptophyta; Magnoliopsida; Zingiberales; Musaceae.
UUCUUUUUCGAUAAUUUAGUAUUUCUCUCAUCUCAAUACGUCGAAUCCAGUUUAACGUGGGCCCCUGCCAAGGAAAAGCGGGGCGGCGACGGCUCGCCUACCGUGUCGUCCCACGUGUGUAUCCACCGUCGAAAAGUAGGAAAAGAGCAAGAGCCAAACCACAAUCCGACGGUCUUUAUUGGUCGAUCUGCAAACGGGGCCCCCCGCAAUCACGCCGUUGGUUCCCUGGUGCCAACCUGACGACAGCUGGCGCGUUGGGAAGUGCAGUACCUUUCUCCACGCUCGCAUGCUCAACCCGCAAAACGUACCCCUUCCAUCGAUUGCUCCACCAGCUGCGCGACCCCCUUCCAGCGGAGGCGUCCGUUUCCACGAGGAGGGGUCUGAGACCGCAAGACAGUGGAAGCCUGCCCAAAAUUCCCACUUCCCAUCAAAUUAGUGGCGCACUACAAAAGCCGGAGAAGUGGAUAGCUCAACGGCAGGCGCAGUGCUCCACCGCGAAAUCCCGCGGUUUUGGCCGUCUUCUCGCUCGCUGCCCUCCGACCUCCUAAUUUUUUUAGCUGAAAUCCACAGAUUUCCGCUGGCUGUAGUGAAAUGGAAGAACUUGCCCCGUAGCUUUCAGCAAUCCACAGAUCGCUUUCUUCCCCAAAAACCCCUUCGUUCUCUCUUCUUUUUUAGCUUCGGCGCAGAUCGCAGACUUCCUUCUUUCCACAUGAGGAACCAUCUCGGCAUGUCUCCCGGCCUUCUCUCCGCUUCCUUACUGUUCUUGGUGAUUGCUCCGAUCUCGAUCGCCGCGGACGACUCCAGCUAUGUUCCCCGGGACAACAUCCUCCUGAAUUGUGGCGCCUCAGGGCAGGCCAAAGACACCGACUCCCGAAUCUGGACCGGAGACACCGGUUCCAAGUACGGCCCCUCCUUGAACGUUGCAGGACUGACGGCCUCCCUGCAAGACUCCUCGGUCCCCCAAGUCCCGUACAUGACGGCCCGGGUCUUCACCUCCCCCUACACCUUCUCCUUCCCUCUCGGCCCCGGCCGGAAGUACAUCCGCCUCCACUUCUACCCUUGUAAUUAUUCCACCCAUGCCGCAUCCGACGCCCUCUUCUCCGUAACCUCCGACUCCCACACCCUCCUCAGCAACUUCAGUGCCUACCUGACGGCCGAUUCCCUCAAUUAUGCCUACCUCACCCGCGAGUUCUCGGUCAAUGUCUCCACCGGCGGCCUCAACCUCACCUUCACCCCAUCCACCGCCCAUCCCCAAGCUUAUGCCUUCGUGAACGGCAUCGAGGUCGUGUCGAUCCCCGACAUCUUCGGCUCGGCAAACCCUAUGCUUGUUGUGGGUGGUGGCACUUCCGUGCAGUACUCCAUCGACCAGGACUGGGCUCUGGAGACCAUGUACCGGCUCAACGUGGGUGGGCAGUCUCUUUCCCCUACCCAAGACUCGGGCUUGUUCCGCUCUUGGAACGACGACUCUCCGUACAUCUACGGAGCUGCGUUCGGCGUGACCUACUCCAGUGAUCCCAACGUCACCAUCUCUUACCCAUCUGCUCUCGCCAGCUACAUUGCACCGUCGAAUGUCUACUCGACGGCGCGGUCGAUGGGGCCGGAUGCACAUGUCAACCUGAACUAUAACCUCACAUGGAUUCUCCCCGUCGACGCUGGUUUCUACUAUCUCUUGAGGUUCCAUUUCUGCGAGAUCCAGUAUCCGAUGACCAAGGUGAAUCAACGGGUCUUUGACAUCUUCGUCGACAACCAGACCGUGCAGCGAGGGGCUGAUGUGAUCGCUUGGAGCUCCGGCAUCGGUGUCCCCGUCUUCGAGGACUAUGUGGUGAUCACAGCAGGAAGCGGGCAGAUGGAGAUGCGGAUCGCGCUUCAUCCGGAUACCGAAACCAAGCCGCAGAUGUUCGAUGCUAUCUUGAAUGGGCUCGAGGUUUUCAAGUUGCAGAACGCCAAUGGCAGUCUCGCUGGACUUAAUCCACCGCUGAGGCCUGAGCCGGAGGUGGAUCUUGGCAAGGUUUCGGACGGGAAGUCCAUGAAACCCAAGAGUGGGACCGCGGCCAUCGCCGGUGGAGUUGCGGGAGGCUUCGCGUUCUUGCUUGCUCUUCUCUGUCUUACCGCCAUCUGCAGACGACAUAAGAAGAAGAAGAAGGGGAAGGAUGCCGUUAGCAGCGACGGGCCUUCCGGUUGGUUGCCGCUCUCUCUGUACGGCAAUUCACAUUCGGCUGCGUCGGGGAAGACGAACGCCACGGGGAGCUACGUCUCGUCGCUCCCCACCAACCUUUGCCGCCACUUCUCGUUCGCGGAGAUUAAGGCCGCCACGAAAGAUUUCGACGAGUCCCUCCUCCUCGGGGUUGGCGGUUUCGGAAAGGUGUACUGCGGGGAGAUAGACGGCGCCACCAAGGUUGCCAUCAAGCGCGGCAACCCGAUGUCGGAGCAAGGCGUCCAUGAGUUCCAGACCGAGAUCGAGAUGCUCUCCAAGCUCCGCCACAGGCACCUCGUCUCCUUGAUCGGGUACUGCGAGGAAAACUGUGAGAUGAUCCUGGUAUACGAUUACAUGGCCCACGGAACGCUUCGGGAGCACCUCUACAAGACACAGAAGCCACCUCUCACCUGGCGGCAGCGACUGGAGAUCUGCAUCGGGGCUGCUCGCGGCCUGCACUACCUCCACACCGGUGCCAAGUACACCAUCAUCCACCGAGAUGUGAAGACGACCAACAUUCUGUUGGAUGAGAAGUGGGUGGCGAAGGUGUCGGACUUCGGUCUUUCCAAGACUGGCCCGACGCUGGACAACACCCAUGUCAGCACGGUGGUGAAGGGCAGCUUCGGAUAUCUCGACCCAGAGUACUUCAGGCGGCAGCAGCUCACCGAGAAAUCCGAUGUCUACUCCUUCGGGGUGGUGUUGUUCGAGGUCCUCUGUGCUCGGCCAGCCCUAAACCCGUCGCUGCCAAAGGAGCAGGUGAGCUUGGCGGAGUGGGCAGUGCACUGCCAGAAGAAGGGAACACUCGACCAGAUCAUGGAUCCCUACCUGAAGGGGAAGAUUGCGGCGCAGUGCUUCAAGAAGUUUGCAGAGACUGCCAAGAAGUGCGUGGCGGAUGCGGGAACGGAACGGCCAUCGAUGGGCGAUGUGCUUUGGAACCUCGAGUUUGCGCUCCAGCUGCAGGAGAGCGCGGAGGAGAAUGGCAGUCUCGGUGACGGGAUCUCAGAAGAGACGGCAUCAUCGGUUGUGAUGGAUGGAAAGAAGGUUGCUGAUGAUCCAUCAAGCGAGCCGAGCACCACCACCACCACCACGAUAAGCAUCGGAGGGAGGAGUGUGGGUAGCGAGGACUCCGAUGGAUUGACGCCCAGUGCGGUGUUCUCACAGAUCGUGAACCCAAAGGGCCGGUGAGUUCAUCACGCCGGUGGAGGGUGGCAUCGACGUACCGUCUUCUGUAUUCGUCCAGCUUGUGUUGUAGUAGCAGUACUAGUACUAGUAGUAGUCUGAUGCCUUUGUAUGCUGUGCCUACCUGAGUCCAAAAAAACGUAUUAGCCUCCAGCUAAUAAUAUAUUCAAUUACUGCAAA